UUCAGAGCGAGCGCACACCUUCUCUUUUUCUAACAUGACUGCUGCUGAGCUGAAGCUGUUCUUCCUCCUCUUCUACUCUCUAUGGCCAUACUAUCUCGUCGCAGUGAACAUUUCUCAUCUACCAGGCUUCAAUGGGGAACUUCCUUUUCGGUUGGAGACUGGAUAUGUAACAAUGGAUGAAGAGACCGGAGCUGAGCUCUUUUACUACUUUGUGGAGUCGGAGAGAAACCCUAACGAGGACCCUCUUCUUCUAUGGCUCAUUGGAGGCCCUGGAUGCUCUGGUUUCAACGGGUUGGCUUUGGACAUGGGCCCUCUUAGAUUUAAGGCUGAUGAUUUUGAUGGCAAACUGCCAACCAUAGUUGCCAAUCCUUAUGCUUGGACUAAGCUUGCAAGCAUGAUCUUUCUGGAUUGGCCUAUUGGCACAGGAUUUUCGUACUCACGAAAUCAUAAAGAUUAUUUCACUGAUGACGUGCAUGCGAAAAAACUAAUAUAUGGGUUUCUCAAAAAGUGGUUUCUUGAUCAUCCGCAUUUCCUUUCGAAUCCUUUCUACAUGGGGGGUGAAUCAUAUGGUGGAAAGAUGGCUACACUUGUUGCUCAUGAGAUAGUUGAAGGAAAUGAAGGUGGUCCGCAGCCACUAGUCAAUAUCAAGGGUUACUUAGUUGGCAAUGCAAUAACGGGUGAUAAAGUUGAUAAAAAUUCUCAAGUACCACAUGCUUAUGGACUUGGAAUCAUUCCGAAGGAAAUCUACAAGCUCAUUACGAAGGGUUGUGUAGGAGAAGACUACGUAAAGCCUCAGAAUGCUGCGUGUGCUGCACAUCUCAAUGUUUUUAAUGAUUACCUUUCAGAAAUUAAUAUAUACAGCAUACUGGAUCCCAAGUGCUCUGAUGAACCUUCAAGUCUAGAAGAAAUUGUUGGAGCCGGUAGAUCUCUGGAGGAGAACUCUGCGCAGUCCCUGGCCCAACCUUCGAUUCCAGAUACUAGUUGCAUAAAUGGCGAUCUUCUUGCAAAUUACUGGGCAAACAACCAUCUAGUUAGAAAGGCCCUGCAGAUCAAAGAGGGAACUCGGGGACGAUGGCACCGCUGUGACUCCAAUGUGAAUACAUCUUACAUACGCAGUAUCCCUACCUCUAUACCUUAUCACUAUAAUCUAAUUAGUAAGGGCUAUAGAGCUUUGGUGUACAAUGGAGAUCAUGAUUUGAGAAUCCCAUUCUUGGGCACAUUGGAGUGGAUGAAGUCGCUUGGCUUCACAAUUUUGGCUCCAUGGAGAUCUUGGCAUGUGAACGGCCAAGUUGCAGGGUAUACUGUGAUGUUCUCAAAUAACUUAACAUUUGCAACAGUGAAGGGUGGGAGCCAUGUGGCGCCAGGUAAAAGGCCUGUUGAAUGCGGUGCUAUGUUUGAGAGGUGGAUUUCUCAUGAAGUUGUCUGAAGCCAAUUUUGGAUUAGACUGAAUGACUUUAUAUGAAAGGCUGAUUAGGAGAUGAAAAAUUAUUGAUGUAACAAAGUUGGAUUUGCCUUUUUUCUCUUAGCAUUCUCUAUUACUGUUCCUAUUUUGAUGACUUUAAUGAUCAAACUUACUCGCUUGGGUCUUCCACA
Phalaenopsis equestris is the source of this 1593-nucleotide messenger RNA. RefSeq names its product serine carboxypeptidase-like 14. Bases 35 to 1426 code for a protein of 463 amino acids. Gene Ontology annotation, biological process: proteolysis; secondary metabolic process. The transcript has 14 exons. Lineage: Eukaryota; Viridiplantae; Streptophyta; Magnoliopsida; Asparagales; Orchidaceae. Gene Ontology annotation, molecular function: acyltransferase activity, transferring groups other than amino-acyl groups; serine-type carboxypeptidase activity. The record is from RefSeq and is a predicted model, not a curated record.